AUGGCCGACCCGUCGUGCGAUGGCGCCGACGUCGACCAAUCCGCGCGCGAUACGAAGAUCACCGACCUCGACGUCACGACGCUCUCGAACGUGCUGUCGCAUCUCUCCACGGAAGACGUGCUCUCCCUCUCGAGCGCGAGCAAGCACCUCCGCGAGUGCGUGGACGAGAGCGUGUUCAAGCGCCUGCUGCUCAAGCUGUGGGACGAGCCGGUGUGGGAGGUGACGUCGUACAGAGAGCUCUUCCUCGCGCGGCAUCGCGCGCUGGAGUUCAUCGCGCGCGUGGGCGCCCACGACGGCCCGGAGGACUGGGGAAGCGACGACGCUUCCAGAUCGUUCGCGAACGCGAAGAUCGCGUGCGACGAGCUCGCGUCCGCGGUGAACGCGUCGUGGCGCGUCCCGAAAGACGGCGCCACGGACAGCACGAUGGGUCGCGAGGACAUCGAGCGCGCGCUCGUGACCACGCUCGUCGCCGUCGACCGCGGUAGCGACGCGAGCCGCCGCGAGGACGCCGCGCGGAGGGCGGCGACGGCGCUCUCCGUCUGCGCGUGUCUCGGCGCUGUGGCGACGCGGUGCCCGUCCGCGCGCGCGCGGUACCUCGACUGCGCGAGGGAGGCGCAGCACGCGAAGGCGUUGGAUCGGUUCUUGCGCGCGCCCGGAGGAAGUCCGACGAGCGGGGUGUUCGCGGAAGGAUUCCGCGCGGCGGGCGGGGCGCCGCCCGCCCGCGCGUCGGCGGCGGCGCCGCCGUCGCUCGACGCGCUCGCGGCGUCCCUCGGCGGCGCGCCCGCGCGGGACCCGCACCCGUUCCCCCCGAACGACGGGUUCAAGCCCUCGAUCGACGCCGCGACGGCGCUGUUCUACGUCCCUAUCGUGUUGUACGGCCGACUCGGGCGGGUCGACGCGCGCGGCGCGCGCGCGCGGUCGCACCCGUUUCUGGAUGCGGAUCUCCUCGACGACGCGUCGGUCCCUUCCCCGCCGUCGCUCCCCGGGCGCGGCCCGUACCCGCGCGGCGGCCGCCCACCGCACGGGCAACGCCUGCGGAUGGAGAGCCAAGCCAAGGCGCCGGCAGUCGGCGCGAUGGCGGGCGCGUGGGCGGGAUGCCGCGUGCGCGUCUCGCCAAGCCUCGACGCCGCGGGCGCGGGCGCGGGCGCGGGCGCGAAGCAAAACGCGCUCACCGUCGAGUCCGUCUUUCGAGCGACGAUGAGCGUCACCCCGGACGGGCGCAUCUCGGGCUGGAUCGCGGACACGGUCGGGAACCUCACGAUGCGCGGGCGCGUGGACGCGGCGGAGAACGCGGAGGGAGGGCGCGCGGUGGUCAUCGACGCCGCGUACGACGAUUGCGGCGGCGUGCCCGGCGCGAUGUUUCGCGCGGCGUCGCACGGCGUCGCGAGGACGCGCUUGGCGGGGUGGGUCACCGGCACCGCGGUGGGGGGGGAGUGGUGGCAGUGGAGCGCGGGGGUCGUGAGCAAAGGGAUGUUUCUCAUGUGGCCGAACGACGCGCCGGGGGUGUCGAGCCGGCGCGUGAGCAUGGAUAGAUAG
Messenger RNA from Micromonas pusilla CCMP1545, 1536 nucleotides. RefSeq lists its product as uncharacterized. The transcript has a single exon. Gene Ontology annotation, molecular function: protein binding. The record is from RefSeq and is a predicted model, not a curated record. Bases 1 to 1536 code for a protein of 511 amino acids. NCBI's taxonomy places the organism in Eukaryota, Viridiplantae, Chlorophyta, Mamiellophyceae, Mamiellales, Mamiellaceae.